AUGCACUUUCAACUCUUUCUUAUAGGAUACUUACUCGUAUUUCCUGCGCCGCGUUCCAUUGAAAACUAUGCCAUGAAAUAUCCAGCCAUACCAUCGGACCUCAGCCAGUUAUCACUGUGUUUUUUUGUAAAAGUUGUUGCAGAUCAAGAACUGCAAUCUAUCUUCAGCUAUGCCAAACUCGAUGACAAUGAUAUUUAUGCCGAGGGUUCUCCAACUGAGACAGCUUUCGGCAUCAAUGACGAACAUGCCAGGUAAUUCUUAUUUGAUUUUUUUAAAAUCGGGUCAAUAAUGAAAGUUAAUUCAACCUUUUUCAGCGAUUUGUUAUUACCAUGACCAUCCUCCAAUGUGGUUACCAUGUGGCACUUUUGUUCUUUCCUGACGAUGUGAAUUACAGAAUUACGAUUAAGCUUCUAAAGCAUUGACAAGUUUUACGAGCAUAUACAAAUGAGUCUAUUAAUUGUCCAUAGAUAAAAUUUAAGAUGCUAUUUUAAAAAUGAAGAAAUCUACUAUCUAAUUUUCUUUUAAAGCUAUCUUGGAUUUCUCAUUUUUCACUUUGUUUAGGAAUUUAUUUCAGACUUGCCCCGGUGUAAGCAAAACUGUUCCGGUAGUUAUCUGUUUUAACAACUGGUGAGGUUAGAUUACAUAUCGAUCUCCCGAUAUUACUCGGGAAGACAUCGUUAAAAGUAGUUGGGGUCGUACUAUUUAUAAUUUUAAACAUCCCGUGAGAGCAUUUAGUUUGUUUCUCUUCUCCUUAAAAUUGGACCAGAAGAGUUUAUUCAAACGUUAUUAUUUCUUUGUAGGUGGGGAGGAAGGGUGGGUGAACGCGUGGGUGAGUGGGUGGGUGAAUGGGUGUACGGCUGAUACUGGAACGAAUGAAGCGAUGGAUGAUUAGGAAAGAAACAAACUGAGCAGUGAAUGAAGAAAAUAUGAAUUACUCAUUUCAUGAAUAUGAAUUUUCUUUAGUUUCAAUGCUUUGAUCUAUGAUGGUGCCUGGCAUCAUUUGUGUUUCACUUGGGAAAAUACUUAUGGUGAACUCAAACUGUACAAAAACGGUCAAUUUGAAGGCCAACAUAGGGGUUUUGAAGUGGGAUACACAGUCCGAUCUGGAGGCCAUUUAGUGCUCGGGCAAGAUCAAGACACCUUUGGAGGAGGUUUUCAACUGGAGAACACACUGAAUGCUCAACUGGCUGAAGUCAACAUGUGGGACCGGGUUCUGUCCGAAAGCGAAAUUGCUGCUCAGUACACAAACUGCAGGAUACCAAGUGGUCCCGUCGUCGCCUGGUCUGAAUUAAAAACGCUAACCCAUGGCAGUGUGAUUGUCAAACAUUGA
Pocillopora meandrina is the source of this 1330-nucleotide messenger RNA. Lineage: Eukaryota; Metazoa; Cnidaria; Anthozoa; Scleractinia; Pocilloporidae. The record is from the annotation of a GenBank genome assembly.